UUUUAGAAGAGGGAGUUUGCACCCUCUGUUCGUGCCUGUCAUGUGGUCAAUAUUUCAGUCACGUUGGUCACGAUUUGUGCACAGGAUCGAUAAUGGCUCACGCAAAAUACGCGUAAAAUAGAAAUUAUGGAUUGCAGAAAUGUACGGCAACAAUGCGACUGCUCCGCUGCAAAGCCCGUGUCGAGGACGUUAUGAAAAUCACAAGUCAGAAGAAUGUCAGUAAAUUCUUGCGCUCGUUGUGUUUGCAAAACAGUUGUAAUUCCGUAAAGGAGUUACUGAUUGGAUUUUGUUGACGGAGUAAAUGUUCUGGAAAGCAUGAAAUGCGAAGGAACAGUCUUAGAAGAAGCACAGUUAGUCCAGUGACGCAGAAGGUGAAGGCUCCGCAACAUUUGCUAAGGCUGAAAGACGAAGAGGAUGAGUUUAAUGACGAAUGGAACGAUCGUUUCCGACUGCCCAGUUUGCCAAGAAAGAAAUCAUGGAAAGACAAUGAUAAUGGCUUGUCUAAUGGAAACAGCGCAACAACAUCAGUCUCUUGGUCACAGGAGGUGGAAGAUGUGGCAACUCAGAAGCUGGAGGAACAGUGGGCGGUUGUGGAGAAGUCCUUUUACGAGGAAGAUGAUCAAUUGAUUCAAGGAUCUGUUUUGGAUGAAUGUACACAAUGGAGAACACAGAUACCAUACUUGAGAAUACUUGGCAGGAAUCCAACUUGCACGAAUAACAACAGUGCAAUUGCGCAGCGUGACACUGGUUUUGCUGAUAAAAAAGUGAAAAUAUUUGAUGAUUCACAAAAUGAUGACUUAUACAUGGAAUAUAAUCAAUCAAUGAAAGAAGCAGAGCAUUCUACACCAUACAAAUUAAAUAAGGCAAAAUUCGAAGAUGUUAUUGACAUGCUGGUGGAGUAUAUAAUGUCAGAGCUUUUCCCUAACAAGGAGAAUGAUACAGAUUUUUUAUGUGAAAGCUUAAGUGAUACUUUAAAAAUAGCUCCCGCUCCUGUUCAUAACAACAGAAAUUCAUCAAGAAAUUCGACAAAAUUAAAUUGGACGGAUGAAGCCAUUUCACCCAAUUACAUUGAGAACAAGUCUUUGAGUAUAAGAAAUCGAUUGCUAGAUACAGAAAGCUCUUUUCAAACAGGCAAAAAUGAUGCAAAUUCUCAAGGAGUUCAAAAGAGGCGAAAAAGUUCAGUUUCUGCAAAUAAGCCGAGAAAUUUUAGUACGGAAGAUGAUGUAUCAGAAUCCAAGGAGAGACUAGACACUCCACAUAUAGGCAGAAAUAAAUUGGGCACUGUCUUUAACGAGAAGAUUGUUGUGAGCCCCGUGCCUUUUGCAGUAACUACGCGAGAAAGUUUUUCCACUUUAAAAACCAUUCCGAUUCGAUUCAUGAGCGAGAAUAUGGAAAUUUCUUCUUUUCAAGGAUCAGCCAAAAACAUUUUAGGUUUUCCAGGAAGCUCCGCGAAAAACUUGAUUGCUCUGAGAAAUGCGAAUAUUCAUUCCGCCUGGCAAGCGCCUGUUUGUCCCACUGUCUGGCCGAAAAAUGUUCGACUCGCUCCCAUAGAUGCUUCGAGACUUCCUAGCAGCAAAAAUAGGUCACUAGCACCCUCACCCGCUGUUCUGCAUUGCAGCAGAAAACCAUUAAGUCCGAUUUCUCGUUCCGCGGUACCGAAAUCCGCGUACGCGACUCGCGAUCGUCACAGCGAUCUUUUACAGAUCCAGGGGAAGCACAUCGUUCCCGCGCAAUCGAAGAUCAGUUUGCUCUCGGCUGGCUGGGACUAUAAUCCCAGAACCACCAAGAGCAAGAAGAAGAAAGUCCGAGCGAAGGAGAGAAUCUGAAGGAAGGCUUAACGCGAAAAAUGGAAAGCGCUUUCAACACUUGCUUGCGAUAUAAAAUAUAUUUUUUUAGAAAUGUCGUUACGUGUUAUCCUGCGUGCAAUCGCGAGGGAACCGAAAAGUACAAAAAAUGCUGCUUCAACGCAUUCGGUUUCGCAGCAGGAUAGAUGCUUGAAGCACGAUGAAACGCUUUAAAAUGUCAUUGUGUAAUUUAUGGAAAAUGAUCGUCGCAAUAUAUAUAUGCGAGGCGAUGUUCUAUUUUAAAUAUCGUUUAUUUCAAAGAUGAUAUAACAAGUUUCUACCUCACCCGUGUUGUUCAAGUGUUCUACACGCUUAUCGUGAAUGGAUAUAUUUUUGUAUACCGCACAAUUCUGCAUUGUAAAUAUAUUGAAUGUGAUAAAUAUAAUA
Messenger RNA from Linepithema humile (Argentine ant), 2231 nucleotides. RefSeq lists its product as uncharacterized. Lineage: Eukaryota; Metazoa; Arthropoda; Insecta; Hymenoptera; Formicidae. The record is from RefSeq and is a predicted model, not a curated record.